GUGUGUCUUUUUCUACAGCAGAGCACAGACCGGCUCCACAUGACACAAAGAAACAGCUCCGUCCAGGCUCUGACAGGAGGAACAUCUGCCUUUGUCUCUGUUUGUAUAGAUAUAUACAUUUAUAUUUGGAUGUAGGUUUUAUUUUGUGGGAGCAGACAGAAGGACCUGUGUGAGUAAUCUCUUGAUGACAGCCUGGUGGGGGCUGUGCGUGUCCACACAUGACAGCGCGGGGCGGGCUUAUGUGGAAGUUCCGGUAUAAAGACAGCUACAAAAUGGGAAUUAAACGAGCACCACGGGAGCCGGCUAUUGACGCCGUGCGAAUGUUUUAUCCCACAAAAUGAAGACGUUACCGAGUGUUUUUGUCAGGGCGCUGGUGUAGAUCGCGAGGUGGCUGCAGACGAGGGGGACCGGCCCCUGCGCGCACUGUGCCUCGAUGGGGACGCUUUUUACCCUGUGUUGUGCUGUGCUGCUCACCCACGGAGCGACGCGGGCGUGGGCCACCAACAUCUGGACUGUGGGCAGCAGCUCCGUGCAUGGCACCGACAACAGCAGCCGGUGGCGAGUGGAGACGCCUUGGAGUCAAACAAACCUGAAUGUGGGCAGACACAAUCUAAAGGCUGACGACUCCUUCAUCACAAUUGGAGAUGGCUCCUUGCUGGAGUUUGAAUUUCCUGAAAACUCCAAAGGUGUAAUUGUGGUCUCUACCUGGUAUUCGAAUAGCAGCACCAAAGGCCAGAAGCAGACCUUAAGAGUGCAGUCAUUGGACCCUGAAGUACUGUCCAUUCUGAAUGUGUCCUUCAGCAGAGUGUCUGUGGAUGCUCAGAGCUACAUCAUUAGUAUCCGCUCUGGUUUCCCUGGCCGCGUUCAGCUGCAUAUCCAACUGUUGAGGCAGGAGCGGGACUCUGCACCUGUCCUGAUAGCCGAGAGGACUGACUACUUCAUUAUUGUAGUGCCAUGGAGUGACGACCCUGCCUCUCGUCUAAUUCGCUCUGGGGGUCUUUCCCAUUUUUCUGAACAUCCUGUCCUGUUUGCCUUGCUGCCUGUCAUCUUUGUAAACAAGUGUGCCUUUGGCUGUAAGGUGGAAGGGGAGGUUCUGCGGAAGUUGCUGCGGAGGCCCGUCCCACUGCUCCUCGGGGCUGUGGGGCAGUUCCUGGUUAUGCCGUUGUAUGGCUACUGUGUGUCUCAGCUUGCCCACCUGCCCAAAGCUCUGGCUCUGGGGCUGGUCAUUACCUGCUCAGCUCCUGGUGGUGGAGGAGGUUACCUGUACAGCCUUCUGCUGGGCGGUGAUGUCACUCUGGCCAUCUCCAUGACGCUUGUGUCCACAGUGGUUGCGGUGGGAGCCAUGCCUCUGUCUUCUGCCCUGUAUGGGCAGCUGUUGGGGGUCCACGCUGCUCUACAUGUGCCCUUUAUUAAGAUCCUGGGCACCCUUCUGUUCAUUGCUAUUCCCAUCUCUUUGGGCGUUCUGGUCAAACUGCGUCUGCCUGGCCUCACCCGUCUCCUGCUGAUGCUCAUCCGACCCCUGAGUGUGCUGCUGAUGGUGGGAGGGAUCUUUAUGGCUUAUCAGAUGGGAGCCUCCAUCUUGGCCAAUGUGUGGCCCCACAUAGUGGUGGUGGGAGUUACAGUGCCAGUGCUGGGACUGGGAGUGGGGGCUCUGUUGGCCCAGUUGGCUGGGCUUGACCCUCCUCAGAGGAAGACCGUGAGUAUUGAGGUGGGCGUUCAGAACAGUCUGUUAGCCCUGGCCGUCAUGCAGCUGUCAUUCCGACGCACAGAGGCAGACUUUGCGUCCCAGGCUCCGUUCAUCGUGGCUCUGAGCAGUACCUCUGAAAUGCUGUUCCUAGUGCUAGUUCAUCUGGCCCGGAACCACCUGUGCCCCCCAGCCAAUCAGUGCGACGCCUGAGUGCAGCUGCUCCUGACCUGUGCCGUCUUUACUGUUGAAUGCGGAGCUUUUUACUUUGCUCCUGUGGUGUUUGACAAUUUUCAUGAAACCAAAGGCCUUUAAAUUUCCAAGACCUUUUGUGAUGGUUUUACAUGUGAUUUUAAAAAGGACCUUGAGUAAACGUUCAGCUACUUCUAAGAGAUAUUUUUCUACCAAAUUACUUUUGUACCAGUGUUUUGUACCAAGUUUACGGCAAUCAAUGUGUCUUAUGGGCGGAUUGUAAGUGGACAGUGGUGUAAUUACUGUGUUGUGCAUCCUUGUACUUGAACAUGAGUCUUGAGGAUUACAUAAAUCAUAAAAGCUUGUGACAUCAG
Messenger RNA from Periophthalmus magnuspinnatus, 2250 nucleotides. It is a transcript of the gene slc10a3, whose product is annotated as solute carrier family 10 member 3. The transcript is spliced from 2 exons. Gene Ontology annotation, biological process: bile acid and bile salt transport. The coding region runs from base 434 to 1897 and encodes 487 amino acids. Gene Ontology annotation, molecular function: bile acid:sodium symporter activity. The record is from RefSeq and is a predicted model, not a curated record. NCBI's taxonomy places the organism in Eukaryota, Metazoa, Chordata, Actinopteri, Gobiiformes, Gobiidae. Gene Ontology annotation, cellular component: membrane.